Messenger RNA from Dentiscutata heterogama, 357 nucleotides. NCBI's taxonomy places the organism in Eukaryota, Fungi, Glomeromycota, Glomeromycetes, Diversisporales, Gigasporaceae. The record is from the annotation of a GenBank genome assembly.
AUGGCGGCACCUGGCUCUCCACCAGGUCACGGGGCUUAUCUUCAAUAUUAUUCUGAAGGAGUUCAACCUCCAGGAGCUUACCCUGCUGGUUCAAUUUCUCCUCCAUUCGGCCCCCAAUAUGUUCCGCGGUAUUACCAACCGCUUUAUUCGGGACCAAUUAUACACCAUGGAGCGGAAGGUCAAAUGGUGGCUGCUGAUACGUCAGCACCAAAUCCGCCCGAAACCAUAGCUAAUAACGACGUUCCCCUCAUAGUUACUAGCGACCCUACCGAAGAAUUGAGUGAAUUGGUUCAAAAGAAGCUGAAUGUUGAUGGCAGUGAGAAUGAUGCUGGGGCUGAAGGCGGAGAUAUAAAAUAA